UUGUCGGGCGAAGUGGCCUGGGCCAUUCGGUGCCCGGCUCGGCGGAAAGUCACAAGCCGGGACGAUAGGUAGUUCCUCGGCUGGCUGGACGGACUGACGGUUAAAGGUAGAAGCGGCGCCCACGGAACCAGGGCGCCAACAUGGUGUCGUGUAUCAUCUCCCGAGUCGUUGUGCUGGUUUUUGGAAUGCUGUAUCCUGCAUAUUAUUCAUACAAAGCUGUGAAGACAAAAAACGUAAAGGAAUACGUGCGGUGGAUGAUGUACUGGAUUGUGUUUGCUCUUUAUAGUGUUACUGAAACAAUAACGGACCUCAUGAUAUCUUGGUUUCCAUUGUACUACGAGCUGAAGAUUGCAUUUGUUAUUUGGUUGCUCUCUCCAUAUACUAGAGGGGCAAGUUUAAUAUAUAGGAAGUUUCUUCAUCCUCUUCUUUCUUCAAGAGAAAGGGAGAUUGAUGAAUAUAUUGUGCAAGCCAAAGAACGUGGUUAUGAAACAAUGGUUAACUUUGGUAAACAAGGCUUAAAUUUAGCUGCUACUGCCGCAGUGACCGCAGCUGUAAAGGGUCAAGGGGCAAUAACUGAAAAGCUGCGGAGUUUCAGUAUGCAUGACUUAACAGCUAUACAAGGUGAUGAACCAGUGGGACAAAGACACUACCAAACAUUACCUGAUACAAAAAAGAGAAGCAGAAGCUCCACCACCAAUGAAACUUUAGGUUACAAUGUUCCAUUAAAAAAGGAUUCUGAAGAUGAUAAAACAGAUGAGGAGAGGGAAGGGACGUAUUCAGAGGAUGAGACGUUCACUCAGAGAGGUCUCCGGCGAACACAAAGUAUGAAAUCGGUAAAAACUAUCAAAGGCCGCAAAGAGGCAAGUACAUCUCUACGUAGUAAUAUAAAAUUCUGUGUUCAGAUGGUACAAAAAAAAAGGGCUGUAUGUCAUUUACAUAUUGGCAACACCUCACUCCAGAUCUCCUGAUGGACAGUAGUAAUGCACUCUCACUCCUGUUUGGUUAGGUUCAGAUAAGAAUUUAUGCUGUCUGCGCUUGAGCAGUUGAUCUUCCUGUUUAUCACAUGAAGGUCACUAGAGUACCAAGGCAACCUUCAUGCUCCACUAUGUUGGUGAGGGGACUUGGAAGCCAUUUGUUGAUGUCCCUUUGUGUCCUGCAGUUCAGAGCCCUUUUAGCCAGAAACCCUCCCAGACCAUUCUACCCCCAGUAGAGUGGGAUAGCUGCUCCAGGCCAUGUCUGUGGCAAUGGGCACAUGACAUAACACCUAAUAAGCGGAAUAUUUCCAGCUUGUUCUGCAGCAAGAACCAUAUCAAGAGAAAUGUGUGUUUUAUGCAGCUUUUUCAACGGUUGCUACUGACAUCUUUUUGUUUUGCUGAUCUUUUUGGUGAUUCUAAGGCUGCCUGGAAGAGAGACUUCUUUUUUCUUCUUUUUUAGUGUGUUACGCCUCUCGGGGGGAAUAUUUUGAAACAUAGCCUUUCUUUUUAAAAAAUAAGGUUUUAGUAAAGCUUUUUCAUAAUACAAAAGGCCUUUAAAUAUUAACUAUUGGCUCGUCAUGCUACCAUAGUUGGAUGAUCAAAUUGUUACAAUUCAAAAGGUGCACCUGGCAGUCUUCACCUAUGAACUUUUUCUGAGUGAUGCACUGGUUGCCUUUUAACAGUAGUUAAGCAGCCUUCCCCAGCAUGAUGCCCAUGGGAAUGGAGUCCCAACAAAAUCUGGAGGACACCAGCUUGAGGAAGGCUGGGUAAGCAAUGGGGAGCCCCCUGGUCAUUCUUUCUACUCCCUUCCCUCUCAGGACUGCAUUCCCCCUUCUCUUGUACCAUAGGCCAGGGUAAGUUGGAACUGACGAAACAUUUGGGUUCAACGCCUGCUUAAAGGAAUGAUGCUGAAAUCCCUCUGAGUUAUGCUGAAGCUGGGAGGGGGGGGAAAUGUUUUCCCUAGGAGGGAGGGAGAUUGCUGUUCCAGCAGUUGGCUCUGGAUCUCUUUAAUUGUUGUUUAAGUGACAUUCACACAGCAUUAAUCUGUUCCAGCCUUCAGAUAUAUUUGCUUUUAUCUGUUUCUUUUUCAUGUCCUACUUUGCCAGGUUUUUCUGUUCAGUGUUUUGUCAAAUCAUUCAAAAUCUAAGGGAACUAAAAAUGGGAAGGAGGUGCUAUAGCUCUUGAUGACUUUACUGUUUGCAUCGACCUUGUUGUGUGUUCUGUAGUAGUCAUUUGGGGGUAACCAACAUAGAACCAUCCAGAUGUUUUGGCCUACUAUCAGCUGGCAUGUUCAGAGAUGAUGGGAGUUGUAAUCAAACCACAUGUGAAGGACACCAUAUUGGCUACCCUUGAGCACAGACUGGCAGUUUUUUAAAGGCUGCUAAUGAUCUGAAGCUGUUUUUAUUGCACAUAAUUGGAUUAACACUUUCAUUCAUGUCCUUAUGCUGGAUUCUAUUCUUGACAGAAAAUAAAGAGCCAGUUUUACAAAUUUUGCACCAGAUUUUGCCCUGCGUAUCUAAAUCUUCCAUGCCAUUUUUUUCUUUCAGGUGCGGUAUGGCUCAUUAAAAUACAAAGUGAAGAGAAGACCACAAGUGUACUUCUAAACAAUCUUCACAAUUCAGCAUGUCAAACUGCUAUAUUAGUUGCUUCCUGCAGGCCCACAAUAGGGCCUGGUCCUGCAUAGGACUUCUCCAUUCUCUGAAGGGAAACACUUGGCACACAUGUGGAUUCCCAUUGCCAGUGUAGAGCAUUUCCUUGAUCAUUGAAGAGGAAGGGGAAAGCUCUGCAUGCACAGAGCUCUGCGUGCAUACCUGACUUAACUGGCCACUAUGUUUAGGGAUUAUCCAUAUCAAUAAUUCAGUCAUGGUGGUAAGAAUAUAUUGCUUUAAAGAGUGGAGUUAUGUUUAAUCUCAGUUUCUUAAAACUAAUUGCUAAUAUGUUUAGGUUAGCACAUUAUGCCUUUGUACUUCAUAAGUGUAAUAAUUUAACGGCUGACUCUUAGAGACUUUUAAUUGUGGCUUUUGUGGAUGAGCAUUAAGUGCUUGGUUAAUGCCAACACACUGAAAAUCUCAGCACUUCCAGAAUUUCAUUUUUAUACUUGGAAAGCUUAUACUUGAAUGCAUCAUUGUGCUAGAUUCCUUUAAAAUGCAAUGUAAGAGUAGUGAGUGUGAAAGAAAAAGUCAUUCACAAUUAAUCUUCUUAAUGGCUUGGAUCCAAAGAACAACUUGUGGCCAUUCAAGGGAGUUUCUGCUACCUUGUGGAAUUCACUUUCUUAAAGCAUGACAAACUGCUUUUGAUAAUUUCCUUACUGCUAUGUGACAUGGGGAGGCUGCUUUAUUCAAUCUGAAGUUGGUUUUAGUUGAAAUUCUGUACACUGCAUAGAUAUAUUUGUAUAUGAAUUUGCAGUACAGAACUAAAAUAACCACCACCCCAGAAGGCUCACAUAACUUGCUUCAUUGUUUGGAGGUCUGUAUAUUGCUUUACUGUAACCAGGGAUUUGAGGGUAGCCUGUGCAUACAGCCGAGUUGAUCACCCAGAAUGCUAUCUCUUUCCAGAGCAGCCCCUGUGCUAGUCUUUUGCAGCAAAAAUAACAGGCAUGAGCUUCCAUGAACUACAGUUCACAGAUACAUGAAGUAUUACCCUGAGUUACAGGUAGAUGUGCACUGUAGUCCAUAGAAGUUUGUGCCAUAAUAAAUGUGUUAGGCUUUAAGGUUCCACAAGUCCCUUUGUUAUCUGUAUCUGGACACUUGCAUGCUGUGAUCUGUAGUAUUGCAGUUCUAAUUGGUUUUUCCAAUGCAGUGUUGACCAAGGAGCAUAGAAAGCUGCAACACACAGUCAGACCAUUGGUCUAUCUAGUUCAGUAUAAUCUACACUGGCAGCACCUCCUCUGUGUUUCAGACAGGUAUUUCUCCAAGCAACACCUGGAGACCAUCAGGGAUUGAACUUGGCACUUUCUGCAUGCAACUCUUACCAAGUUUAUCUUUGUGUGGACUCUCGAGUUCACUGCUGCAUGUAAGAGCACACAGCUAAGUAAUAUGGGCCAGGGCCUUUUCUUUUUGGAAUGUAUAUAAAGGAAUAUAACUACAAGUUGAAGACCCAAAAGAUUUCAAACCUUUUUGUUGGUUACCAGCAAUCAUAUGGUGUACCGUGUUCUAGACAUGUCAAACUCAAGAAACAGGAAAAACUUGCACACUCUAAAGUUAGUAGUUCUGUUAUUUUAGAGUCCUGUGUUUCUAAUGUUUAAGAAUCAUCAUGCAUAUGCUUUUUAUUGUGCUUGUGUGUUUUUAUUCUUUUGUAAAACAUUGAAGGUUUUAUGUUGGGACACUGCAGAGAACUGAAGGCCAUUUCAGGAACACAAAGGGUGGUAUGCAACUAAGCAGUUGCAAAAAUUUUCAUUUCCAGUGUCAAAUUUGCCCUUUCCCUGAAUGUCUUCCCCAAAUCUGCUGCAGAGGGUUGUUGAGGUCUCAUGGGAGAAGAAAGAAGAGGGAAGGAAAGUUCAGCUACACAGCCAGAUACUGAAAUACUUUGUUGGAUACAAUCCAGAGCAACUGGAUAGUUGGGUUUACGUAUAUGUACAUAUCUUACUUAUGUAAAACAAGCAUAAUCUGUAGAGCUUGUGUUAACUUGAUACACUUCUGUGGUGUUCGUUAUGCCAUUCAAGAGUAGCACUUGAAAUGUUCUAAAUCCUGAUAUACUUAAUCACCACUUAAGUGCUGGCUCACAAAAUACUAUUCUUUUUGGCUCGAUUCCUGAGGAAUGUAUUGUCCUUUUUAGACAGGUGAAUCUUCCAACUCUAAUUAGAAUAGCCAGGAGUUUUAGUAUUGCUUCUGGAUGCAAGAACCAUGUCAGACCCUCCGCCAUUAAAUGUUAUUUAAGAAAUCACGAAAAGAGAUUCACAUUUUAAGCCUGAUCUUCACAGCUUUGAGUGCUGCACACUUUUUAACCGAACACUUGAAAAAAAAUUGCUGCUGUUAUAUAUGUUGGUACUAUAGUUUUAACUUGGUAAAGUGGUUCCAAAGGAAGCUAAGUUUCUUGCUGCAAAUACUGUAAAUUUUCUCAAAAUAUGUAUAUGCUUCACAAUUUUUAAUUCAUGCCAUGUAGGAGUAUCUCUUCUCCAGAGAAGAAUUUCCUAUUUAUUCUGAAUACUGACAGCUUGCCCCAAAUGAGGAACUAAAGAACUGUUUUCUCUUCAGCUUCAGAAACAGGAUUUUAAUAAGAAACAAUGCUUGCUUUUACAUUUUUGUACCCAACUUGCUAAGAUGCUGUUCACAAAAUUAGAAAAGUGAUUGAUUUUUUUAAAAGGUAAAUUAUAGCCACCUAUGUAGCUGCUAAUUGUUGAAUGGUAUCUUCUCUAGUUUGGCCCUCAGAGUAGCUACUAACGUGGUUACACUGAGUGUAGGGAGAAAGUAUAGUAGUCUUUCUGUUGUAUAAUCCCUCUGUUAACAAAAUUUAAAUCAGCAUUAGGUUUUUUGGAAGCCUACAUACUGGAGGACCGUAGUUCUAAAAUAAGCCAGCCUUGUUUUCAACUUGUAUCUUCCACUUUUGCUUUUAAAAUCACUUGUGGCUUGUUGUGUAGAAGCACACCAUACUGGGGUCAGACAAAAGAGUUUUGUAUCUUCCUACAACUGAUCCAACCAGAUAAUUUCAAAGGAAAUGUAUAGGAAGUAAUUUUGAAAUGAUGUGUUAUUGUAUUUCUGCUAUUUUUUAAAAUAUAUCCAUGCCUUUUGUCAAACAGACUUUGUAAGUAUUAAGGGCUGCUUUGUAUGUUCUAUCAUUGGUGUGUACUUGUAUCAUGAAUAUUCAAAAGUUACAUGUAGUGCUUGCAUGUGUAUGGUGCAGGUGUGAUUGUACUUGUAUGGUAUGGGUGUGAUACAAAGGGAGCUCUUGGUUGGCUGAAUCUUCCUGGUUCAAGUACAUCGAAAGACUAAAGGCUGCUUCGUGCACACCCAUGGAAGCUACAAGUGGCACAUUCCUUGGACACUCAGUGAGGUUGUCCUUCAGUGAAAUGAAUGAAAAGCAAUUCCUUUCUCCCAUUUUAAAAAUCCAUUUUUUAGCUUCUUUGAUUCAAAUAACUUUUUGGAUUCAAAGAAUGGCAAAAUAAUUGCUGCAAAUUAAAUAUAAUGGUUUUACAAUGUCAAAAACUAGGUAUUUUGUUGAAAUAUAAUAGGGCUUCCACUAGAUCAAUGUUGUAUGAAGUACUUACUAUGCAAAAGAAACAAACUAUUUUCAAGGACUGUUUCUACUUACCAGCUCUUACAAAUGCAAUUUCAACAUAUUGACUAUUUGCAGCUUUAAGACUGUAAGCUUUAACUUUCCCAUCUGUAACAGACUGUCAACUUGUUUACAUAUUUGCAGUACUGAGUUUUGUACUGAUACUUCUUUACCUAUGUAUAUGCUAUUUUUGAAGAUGCAAUGCCUCUUAAAAGAUUUUUUAAUAAAAAAACUUAAUAAAAUGAAUACUUUCAAUGUCUUUGUCCUGUCUCAUUCAAAUGCCAUGCAGCUUAAUAUCUGUAGGGAAAUAAAAACAUUAUAGGAAGUAAUGUCAUUCUUCCACAUCUCUCUUUAAACCUGCUCUGAUCUCGUGAAUGCUUGCAGGGGCAAGACUCCUUUAGCCUAGCUAAAGCCUUUGUCUCCUCUCCAGAAAAGAUGCCAAAAGUGAUCUGAUACCAAGCUGAACUACUUCACUUUCAAAUGCAGUUGAGGGGUGGGGGUGGGGGGUGAACUGGUUGAGCAAGAAAUAGCCUGAAACCUCUUUAGUUGUGCUGAAAUAGUUUCAUGAUUGUUUUAGAUCCUGAUCAUAAUCUCAGACAUCUGUCUAAAUGUGGUGGGGUCAUUUUUAGUAAUGGUGGCACAUGGUAGCAUUUUAUGGAAGAGUAAAAUGCACAAGCUACUAUUUAUUUUGAGCCAGAAUAUCCUCAGAAUAUCCUCUGAGUUGCAGUGAUCAUGUCUUGCCAAGCUUGAGAAAAUGUUCUCGUGUUCCUUUCAAAACUAAAAUAUAAGGAUAUGAUUUCAUUGUUCUUAUAAAAACAAUUUUUAUUUUUCUUCUGAUCAUAUUUUUCACUUCUAUAUUUUUUAUUUUUUACAAAAAAGCUUACGCCAGCACUGCUGAUAAUUUUGGGAAGGAGCUUUUGAUUGGAAACACUUGUGUGAGUGAGCUAUAUGUGACCUCCCAGCAUUUUUUCUCCACUGGGAUGGGAAACGUGCAAUUUUGCUGAAGACGAAAUGUCUUGGAAUCAACUACGUGGGUUGGCUGCUCACUCCACCCCCUGAAUUCUUCAUGUGCAAUGCUUUUAACUUUUGUAUUAGAUUGUCCGUGCAUCUUGUCAGAGACAAGUACAUCUUAGGAUUCUGUUGAUUUGUGUCUUGCCUUAUGGUAGAAAGAUGUUUGACAGUGGGGAUUUGUAAUGUUUUUGCUUUUUUCGCUUAAGAUGUUUAGGGCAGGCUAAUUUAUUAAAUAACAGAAUGAAUUUUUCGCUAAACUGCAAUUUUGGUGUCAAUGAACAGAGGGAAGUGGAUUAGUGGAACUGCUGAGCAGGCAGGAUCACUUGGAAAGAUGGAGAUACAGGCCACCAUUUUUAUAUUUCUGAACAACAUGGAUAUCUUUAUGCUGUCUUGUUGGAUGUGACCAAUUUUCUCAUGGGAAUGCUAUAGAGCAGGCAUCCCCAAACUGCGGCCCUCCAGAUGUUUUGGCCUACAACUCCCAUGAUCCCUAGCUAACAGGACCAGUGGUGGGAAUUGUAGUCCAAAACAUCUGGAGGGCCAAAGUUUGGGGAUACCUGCUAUAGAGCAAUAAGAGGGAUGGAAUACAUGAAAGGAAAAAUGGGUAGUUUAAGUGGCAUACAUUCAACUAGCUGUUGGGUGUUGCCCAGGAAGCAGAACCCAGUGCCCAAUGGCACUGUUAAGACUUGCAAUCAUGGUUCAUAAUUUUAAGUUGUACCAGUUUUGUACACUUGAAGAACUGCACAUGGAAAAUAUUGAUCUGCAAAGAGGGGGAGAGUGUUUGUUCCACUCCUUUUCCACUGUUCUGGUUUCUGAUACCCUGUACCAGGCAUCCCCAAACUUCGGCCCUCCAGGUGUUUUGGACUACAAUUCCCAUCUUCCCCGACCACUGGUCCUGUUAGCUAGGGAUCAUGGGAGUUGUAAGCCAAAAUAUCUGGAGGGCCGCAGUUUGGGGAUGCCUGCCCUGUACCAUACAUGCUGCCUGUCUCUAACAAUCUUCCUCACUGAAUAAACCACUGGGUAUGCUGCCUUAGAGAUUAGAAAGGUUUUCAUACAUUUUAUGAAAUACGAAGCUGAAUGCUGGAAGAAAGUACUUCUUCACAUAGCGCAUAGUCAAACUACGGAACUUGCUCCCCCAGGAGGCAGUGAUGGCCGCCAACUUGGAUGGCUUUAAAAGAUUAGACAAAUUCACAGAGGAGAGGGCUAUUGUUGGCUACUAGUUGUCUCCCUCCAUAGUUAGAGGCAGCAAUGCUUCCAGAUACCAGUUGCCAGAAACCAUGGAAGGGGAGAAUGCUCUUAUGCUCAUGUUCUGCUUACUGGUUUCCCACAGACAUCUGGUUGGCCACUACGAAAACAGGAUGCUGGGCUAGAUGGGCCAUUGGCCUGAUCCAGCUGGCUAAUCUUAGGUUCUUAUGAGACUUAGUAGGAUUGCAUUCGGCACCAAACUGUUUGCCCUGCCCCCACAAUAUACUGCAGGCUUAAAGAGAAGUCUCUUCUCUGUUUCUGGCUUCCCAGCUCUUAGAGAUGGCACAGUGCAGAAGCCCUUGAAUGGAUGCUUUUGUAAUUUGUAGUCUUGUAAUGUCAAAUUGCACAGGAUGAAUGGGUAUUGUGGCAAUACCGUAAUAGCAGUCACGCAGCAGCAGCAGCAAUCGGACCCCACAACAUACAGCUCCCCAAAGUCUCAAAUGUCAGCAGAUGCAGAAAACUUCUUUUGGAUUGUCUUAGGCAUU
Messenger RNA from Zootoca vivipara (common lizard), 8923 nucleotides. NCBI's taxonomy places the organism in Eukaryota, Metazoa, Chordata, Lepidosauria, Squamata, Lacertidae. The record is from RefSeq and is a predicted model, not a curated record.